CCAACCUUUUUUUAUUUUAUUUUAUUUAGUUUUAUUUAACUUCUCUCUCUCUUUUUUUUUUCUUUAUUUUUUACUUACUAUUAUUAUUACUCCAUAAUAUAGUCAAUCUCGACCAAUGACAGCUCAUCAUGAGAAAACGAUCAAAGUAAUUGCCAAAGAUGCAAAGACUGGUAAACAAAUUAAACUUGCCUAUGUUAAUAAAAAGAUUACUGGCAAUGGUUCUUUUGGUGUUGUAUAUCAAACGCGACUUGUGGAAACCAAUGAAGAUGCUGCCAUUAAAAAAGUAUUACAGGACCGAAGGUUUAAGAAUCGUGAACUACAAAUUAUGCGUCUAGUUCAUCAUCCUAAUGUUUGUCAACUCAAGUCUUAUUUUUAUAAUCAAGUUGAAAAUAAAGAAGAUGAAGUCUAUUUAAAUUUGGUUAUGGAAUAUGUGCCAGAUACAUUAUAUAGAGCUACAAGACAUUAUGCUAAAGCAAAACAACAUAUGCCUAUGAUACUUGUUCAAUUAUAUAUGUAUCAAGUGAUUCGGUCUUUAGCUUAUAUUCAUUCACUUGGUAUUUGUCAUCGUGAUAUUAAACCUCAAAAUGUAUUACUUGAUCCAGCCACUGGUAUAUGCAAAAUGUGUGAUUUUGGCAGUGCAAAAAUCCUUGUUCCUGGCGAACCCAAUGUAUCUUAUAUUUGUUCUCGUUAUUAUCGUGCACCUGAAUUAAUUUUUGGAGCUACAAACUAUACUCUCAGUAUUGAUGUUUGGUCAACAGGUUGUGUAAUGGCUGAGUUGAUCUUGGGACAACCCUUCUUUCCUGGUGAGAGUGGUAUAGAUCAAUUAGUAGAAAUCAUCAAGAUUCUGGGCACACCUUCAAAAGAACAAAUUGCUGCAAUGAAUGCAAGUUAUGUUGAACAUAGAUUUCCUUUAAUUAAGCCACACCCAUUAUCCAACAUCUUUACGAAUGCUACUGUGGAAGCAAUUGAUUUAUUAUCACGUAUGUUACAAUAUCAUCCUCAACAAAGAAUUACUGCUAUUGAAGCAUUAUCUCAUCCAUUCUUUGAUCCUAUCCGUGAUCCAAACACAAGAUUACCUGAUGGUCAACCUUUACCACCUGUAUUAAAUUUCACGAAAGAAGAAUUAUCUAUUCGUCCUGAUUUAAUUAGAAGAUUAGUUCCUUCACAUUGUGAACAAGAACUUCUUUCUAGAGGUAUUGAUAUUCAUCAUUUUGAACCUAUUCCUGUUGAACAAAUGAAGAUAUCUCCAACAGCCAUUUAGAUUCGUUCUAUUAUACAAUACAUACAUAUAUACAUUUUGCUCUUAUAUGUAUAUAUACAUGUGUAAUAUGUAUAUACAUGUGUGUGUAUGUAUAUGUAUAUAAAUCUAUAUAUACAUGUGUGUAUAUGUAUAUAAAUCCAUAUAUAUACAUUUAUAAAUAUAUAUUAAUUUAUUAUUAAAAAAUGUCAAAUUGAAUCAUCU
This is a messenger RNA of Cokeromyces recurvatus, 1462 nucleotides long. Its product is annotated as kinase-like domain-containing protein. NCBI's taxonomy places the organism in Eukaryota, Fungi, Mucoromycota, Mucoromycetes, Mucorales, Mucoraceae. The record is from RefSeq and is a predicted model, not a curated record. Gene Ontology annotation, biological process: signal transduction; protein phosphorylation. Gene Ontology annotation, molecular function: protein serine/threonine/tyrosine kinase activity; protein serine/threonine kinase activity; ATP binding. The transcript has 6 exons. Gene Ontology annotation, cellular component: cytoplasm. The coding region runs from base 116 to 1261 and encodes 381 amino acids.